CAGGUGGUCUUUUCAAACAGCUCUUACACUAAAGGACAUUAUCAUUUUCAUAGUAUUAUUCCAAGCUCAUAGUGUGGAUAUAUAGUGUUUGUGUGUAUAACACAGAGAAUUCACGUUUUUGUGUGCACUGAGCCUUUAACUCUGCCUCUGGUCUGUAAAAGUGUGUCACUGGGUUAAAGUGACUCAAGCGCCCAGGCAAGUGGGAGUGGCUGACAACUGGGUCACAUGGUUAACGCACUAUUUAGAACAUUGAGUACAGAAGAGUGGUUCAACAAGGGAGUUCGUCCAGCGUUUUUCAUCUUGUUACAUAUCUUUAAAUGUACAAAAACUAUUCAGGUUGUAUUAGAUGCCGCAUAAAAGUCUCGGGAAUUUUGACUGAAAGAAGACCAGAACUUGUUUUGUUCAAGAUACUGACAUGAGUGCAGAUAAUUAUAUUCAUGCUACGAAUACAGACUGAAAUAAGAUACAUUGUUGAGCUUUAGAUGAUCGACGCAUUUAAUUUGAGUUUGUUACAGUGUAACUACUGUGCUACUAAGGACAAUAGAACUUUGCGAUCCUUAAAGUCAAACUGGCGAGUUAUUGACAUUUAGUCAGCAUAGGUUGCUUUCUCCAAAUAUUCACGGAAUCGAUGCGCCUGCAGACAUGGGAUCAAUCAAGACUGGUGGUGUAAUAACUUACAUCUCUUCUGGCUCCGCCUCCAGCCCGGAGUCCUGUUUGAGUGACAGCUGCAGCAGCAGCUACCGGUGCUCCUCUCCGCCUCAUCCCUCACUGCCAAGCCGGGCAGUAGGAAUCAUGGUGGACAUCGCCCGCACUACAACAGCCAAGCACCCACGUAGCCACAGCACAGAGAAGACUGGGCGAUCUAUCUCCGCCAAGAGCAGCAUCACCAAGAUCAACGGCAUGGUGUUGUUGUGUAAGGUGUGCGGUGACGUGGCCUCAGGGUUCCACUAUGGCGUCCACGCCUGCGAGGGCUGCAAGGGUUUCUUCAGGAGGAGCAUCCAGCAUAGCAUCCGGUAUAAGAAGUGCCUGAAGAUGGAGAACUGCACCGUCAUAAGGAUCAACAGGAACCGCUGUCAGCAGUGCCGCUUCAAGAAGUGUCUGGCUGUGGGCAUGUCUAGAGGCUCUGUUAGGUUUGGCCGCAUCCCAAAGAGAGAGAAGCAGCGCAUGCUGCUGGAGAUGCAGAACGCCAUGAACAACAUGAUGAUGAACAACAACAGCCAGCUCCGCAGUAUGCUCCACGGCACCCAGAGUCCACCCUGCCCCAUGGAAGGGCUCCCCAAUGACGGCAGCUCUUCUUCCUCUGCCUCUUCUUCCUCAUCUAUCUCGUCUUCAUCAGGCUCCAACCCUUCCUCACCCCGUUCCGUUCAAGACUCCAUGGAGACCAGCUCUAGCUCCGCCUCUUCCUGUUCGUCGGAUAGCGGUGAUGACGAGGUUCCUCCUUCCAGGGUGUGUCACCAGGGCACAUUCACGUACCGCCGUGAGCAGCAACAGUCCAUCAAAGAGGAAGCGGAGGAGUCACCUUCGCAGGUCGCCGGGGAAACUGUAGAAGACAGGAGAGACAGCCGCAUGGAGGAACUGCAGGAGAGCUGGAACCGCUGCAACGACGAUGCCAGGGGUUACCAGCCUAGUUGCAACAGCCAUCAACACGUCACCAACGUUUCCUACCGGGAAGAGAGAGUUGUUUACCAGCAGCAGCCUGCGCAGCUAAACGGCGCCCCCAGUGGUGGCAUGCCAGAAGACUCCUGCAGCCUCCAUCACCGGAGCCACAACACAAUGCACAACGUACAGACUGUCUCCAAUGGUUACAGUGGACCAUCAUACAGCCUACAGGACCACAAGACAAACUUGGUCAUUCCUAGUCUCUAUGUGGACCCCAGCCAGUGCAGCCAGGAGAUCUGGGAGGAGUUCUCCCUGAGUUUCAUCCCGGCCGUGCGCGAGGUUGUGGGGUUUGCCAAGAGGAUCCCGGGCUUCCGAGACCUCCCCGAGUACGACCAAGUCAGCCUGCUCAAAAACGGAACGUUUGAGGUGCUUAUGGUGCGCUUUGCUUCAUUGUUCGAUGUGUCCGAGCGCACCGUGACCUUCCUGACGGGGAAGUGUUACAGCUUGGAGCUGCUGCGGGCCGGGGAGCUGCUCACCUCCAUGUGUGACUUCAGCGAGAAGCUGGCCGCUCUGCAGCUGGACAAGGAUGAGAUGAGCCUUUUCAUUGCCGUCGUCCUCGUUUCCGCCGAUCGUUCGGGGAUCCAGGACUUGAAGUCAGUGGAGGCGCUGCAGGACACGCUGAUCCGAGCGCUGCAGAGUCUGAUCAUGAAGAACCACGCCAACGAGACUACCACCUUCACCAAGCUGCUGCUGAAGCUGCCCGAGCUGCGCUCCCUCAACAACAUACACUCUGAAGAACUGGUGGCCUUCAAAGUGCACUUGUAAUGGGAAACUCACAAUAGGGCUCAUCUGACUCCUAAUACCCUCCUUCCUCACUUUGAAACCAGGCCUCGUCUGCCACUCCUAUACCAGGGCCUAGGGGAGAACUUAGGGACCUACCGUUUGCAGUCAACCAACUCAGUGUAUUUUUCCAGAAUGUAUUGAGAAGUUCUUCUUUUGAACUAUGUUGAUAGGGACAAAGGUCAAAGAAGAGAAGAUACUGUACUCUAGUCAUAGGAAAAGGCUUAAGAACUGAGCUAUUGCUCGUGUGUGUGUGUGUGUGUGUGCGGGGCUUGUGGUUUUACCAAGUUAGAGGCACCUUUCUAUUUUUAAAGAAAAAGAUGAAGAAAUGCUAUACCGGCUUUUUGAAAUGAUGAAGUGCAGAACUACUUGGUUUGUUUGUUAAAUCCAUUUAAUUCCAAAGUGUAUUGCUCACGAGCAAUGUGAAUGUGAGGAUUAUGCUACCUGUUGGAUGUUUCAUUCAAAGCGCAAUAUCAAAUGGUCACUGUUUUCGACCCAAUAUGUUUGAUAAAAGCCCUCAAGACUCAAUGUAAACAUCUAUCUUUCAAAAAGAAUGCUUGAUGAAUCUGACAAUUGCCGCAAUUGCAUGGCUAUCCUUAAGUGAACAACUUGACAUUUUGCUCCCAGCCCUCCGAGGAAGGAGUCAUUUAUUUAUUUUUGAAUUGUUCAACCUUAUUGUUAUGUUUACUGUCCUUCGUGGAGGGUAUUUCCUUUGUCUGAAUAUUUCAUUUUUGCAUGUCUUUGUUAGCUGCUACUGCCACGCCUCCUUCUGGGGAGUUGUUAAUAGUACACUUUUUCAGCAACACAACUUUGCACAUUGUGUUGUGGACUGUCAACCUCCAAAAUCACACAUGUCAGCACAGACCCACAUCAUGUGUGCAUGAUGUGAACACGAUGACACUGAAGUGUUCCUUAACUGAUUCCCCACCUUCCUCACAGUGAGGAGUUACUGGGUGGUUUUGACUUUGCCUCCUGACAUUUCAGCACAGCACUGACUUUAAAACUGAUAUUGUUUCCCAUCUGUUGUUGUUGUUGUUGUUGAACAGUCUGUAUUUGUCUCCAUUUACUGACAAGAUUGCCGUUUGUAAUUAAUAGUUAUGCUAUGUCUAUCAUAUAAAUAUAUAUAAACAGUAUAAAUAAAUACAAGUGAAGUUA
Molecule: messenger RNA, 3594 nt
Organism: Oncorhynchus mykiss (rainbow trout)
Lineage: Eukaryota; Metazoa; Chordata; Actinopteri; Salmoniformes; Salmonidae
Product: nuclear receptor subfamily 1 group D member 2
Biological process (GO): negative regulation of transcription by RNA polymerase II; cell differentiation; hormone-mediated signaling pathway
Molecular function (GO): zinc ion binding; RNA polymerase II cis-regulatory region sequence-specific DNA binding; nuclear receptor activity
Source: RefSeq, a predicted model, not a curated record